CAAGGGGAACUUGAGGCGCGUGGUAAUGUCACCCCGUGCGGCCUGCGCGCGGUGGCUGCGGGCCGGGCAGUGACGUCACGGGCCAAGGCCGAGAAUAAUCGGAGAAAGCUGACACGGAUCAUAUCUUUCGCCCUAAUUACCCCCUCUGUGUCCCUGGUCUGAGUGAACAUGGCAGUGUCUGGGAAUUACUACUUUGCCAUUGUGGGGCAUCAAGACAACCCAAUGUUUGAGAUGGAGUUUGUGCCCACCAAUAAGGAGCCCAAGAAGGAGGACCAUCGCCACCUCAACCAGUUCAUUGCUCAUGCUGCGCUGGACCUUGUAGACGAGAGCAUGUGGACCACCACCAAUAUGUACCUCCGCCUGGUGGACAAAUUCAAUGAAUGGUACGUGUCUGCAUUUGUGACGGCUGGAAGGAUAAGACUUAUCUGCCUCCAUGAUGUAAAAAAUGAUGAUGGCAUCAAAAACUUCUUCAUGGAGAUGUACGAGACCUACAUCAAGCACUCAAUGAAUCCCUUCUAUGUGCCAAACAGUCCCAUCAAAUCAGCAGCAUUUGAGAAAAAGGCAUUGUUCUAUGGAAGGAAGUAUCUCACUGGCUAGUGUAGCAUAGAUGAACUUCUGAUUUAUAUCUGAUGAUCUGCAUGGAGGCAUAAUGGAGGAAGAGUGAUUGUAGUACAAUCUAGUGUGGGUCGUUCUAAAGUUCAAGAAGUUACGCUGCACAUCCAAAAUGCCGUUGCGUCUCCCAUCUUCUAUUUGAGAUAAUCAUCCUUGAAUAUAACAGCUGAUUACUAAAUCAUCACACUACAACUGUUGUACUGUGGCAGUGACAGUCUUUGCAUUGUCUGAUAAAAAGAAAAAUAGGCAAAAGAGAAAGAAGCUUCUUAACAUGUGAUAUACAAGUAUACACAAGUGUGGCCUUUCUGUGGAAUGUGGAAAUUAGUGAGAUCAGUAAAUUUAGUAACAGGAUGAACCUAACCUGUCCUUUACAACAUAAACAUUAGUUAUUAAUGGAAAACAGUUGCUUAUCUAUAAAUGUCACUACCUCUGACUAGCACAAUUAUUUGUCAGAUGAUAAUGGACAAUUGAUGAAAGUCAUUUAAAUAUGUACAGUUGUGGUUAGAAGUUGAAUAAUGUCUCCCACUCCUUCCACUGUGUUAUUGCUCCUGCUAGCUUUCUGCACUUUAUAUAUACUGACAAUCUCUAUGCAGAAUCAAGAUUACAAACAAAUUAUAAGCCGAGGAAACUGACAAUUAGUGACCUCAAGACACAGUGGGAAGAGUGCAGCAUGUUAAGCCACUACUGAUCACAACUAAAGAGAUUACAAGAUGACCAUUUGAUCUUUUCUUUCAUGUUUGCCAAGAGAUACUAAGCAGAGGUGUUAAUUGUUAUCUGCUUUCUCUUGUCUCUAGUUGGUGAUCUUGAAUUGUGUGUGUGUAAUUCAUCUCGGUCGCCUGCUGGUCACCCAGCCAGUCUUCCCCAUAACGGAGCGAGCUCAGAGCUCAUAGACCGAUCUUUGGGUAGGACUGAGACCACAACACACUCCACACACCGGGAAAGCGAGGCCACAACCCCUCGAGUUACAUCCCAUACCUAUUUACUACUAGGUGAAC
Molecule: messenger RNA, 1607 nt
Organism: Portunus trituberculatus (swimming crab)
Lineage: Eukaryota; Metazoa; Arthropoda; Malacostraca; Decapoda; Portunidae
Gene: Trs20
Product: trafficking protein particle complex subunit 2-like
Exons: 5
Coding region: 169-597 (142 amino acids)
Biological process (GO): endoplasmic reticulum to Golgi vesicle-mediated transport
Cellular component (GO): nucleus; cytoplasm; TRAPP complex
Source: RefSeq, a predicted model, not a curated record